Messenger RNA from Dacryopinax primogenitus, 813 nucleotides. Its product is annotated as NADP-binding protein. The record is from RefSeq and is a predicted model, not a curated record. NCBI's taxonomy places the organism in Eukaryota, Fungi, Basidiomycota, Dacrymycetes, Dacrymycetales, Dacrymycetaceae. The coding region runs from base 43 to 813 and encodes 256 amino acids. The transcript is spliced from 4 exons. Gene Ontology annotation, molecular function: oxidoreductase activity.
CGACAAGGCCAAAGUCCACCGGCACCUCAAUACCUGACACCAAUGGUGAGCCCCAACCCGCGCGUGAUCGUUCUCACAGGAGGGAACAAAGGUAUAGGGUACGCGAUCGCCCAGGCCCUCCUGCGCUCGAGUGAGCCCAUACUCCUCUACCUCACCGCGCGCGACCCCGCCCUGGGACAAGAAGCCGUCGACAAGCUGCGCAGUAACCUCUCAGCUGGGUCUGAUGUCUGUUUCCACCAGGAGAUCGGGGCCAUGGACGUGCUGAUCAACAAUGCCGGGAUCCUCCCUGUGCGCGAACUUACCGCGGACCUGGCAAGAGAAGUCGUACAAUGCAACUAUGACGGCACCAAGUCCGUCACGCUCGCCCUGCUGCCCCUUAUCAAGCCUCGUGGGAGAGUAGUAAACGUCUCCUCUACAGGAGGGGCGAUGCGCAACCUCCCUUCUACUACGCUGCGUGCGCGUUUCCUUGAUCCGGCGCUCACUCUGGACAAGCUGGACAGCCUGAUGCGAAAGUUUGAAUCGGAUGUGCAGGAGGGGAGAUGGAAGGAGGAAGGGUGGACGGAUAACGCGUAUCGUGUUAGUAAGAUGGGCAUGACGGGGUUGAGUAUGGUCCUGGCGAGGGAAACUCCGGGAGUGCUUAUCAAUGCGUGUUGUCCUGGGUGGGUGAAGACAGACAUGGCACCUCUGGGCACUAAGACACCAGAGGAAGGCGCGCGAACACCAGUCUUCCUCGCCAUCGGGACUAUUGGAGGAAAGACGGGCAGGUUCUGGCGGGACGAGAUCGAAGUGCCUUGGACAGAGGGACCCGAGUGA